Molecule: messenger RNA, 433 nt
Organism: Effrenium voratum
Lineage: Eukaryota; Dinophyceae; Suessiales; Symbiodiniaceae
Source: the annotation of a GenBank genome assembly
GUGACCUCACUCUUGUCUUCACGGACAGCUGCUCGCCCACCCAGGUGACGGUGCUUCCGGAGGCCCAUGUGCAGUACCCCGCAGACCUGGCGGCGAGCUCGGAGAUCCUGCAGUUUGCCCUGGACGCCAAGAAAGGCGGCGGAGUACCAGAUGUGGUGAAGGUCAGCUGCCACUUGCACGAGCUUACGAAGUUCGACAACGGCUCCACCACCUGGUUAUGCGACGACAAGUCCCCUCACUGCACCCGCAAUACCGAGGGGCCCCAGGUUCGAUGGAGCUGCCGCGCUUGUGGGUGGGACCAGUGCCGCGGCUGUGUGGAGCAUUACAGUGUGCAGAGGCCCAGCACCUCUCCCAACGCCUUGCUCAAGCGCCUGAACCACACGGGACCCGCGUACGAUGCCGGAGUUCGUGCUGAUUGGCAGCUGGAUAUUGA